AUGAUAUCAGACAUGCCUAAUAACAAGGCAUCAGUGUAUGAUGACUAUGAUAUCACUGAUAUAAUAGGAGAAGGUACAUUCUCAUCUGUUACACUAGCAACUCACAAGAGAACAAAAGAGAAAUAUGCGAUCAAGAUCAUAGAUAAAGCAUGUAUAAACAACAGUCAACGAAGAGAGAUGGUUGAUUGGGAGAUAUCAAUCCUACGAAGGUGUAACCAUCCCAACAUUGUUGAGUUUUACGAGGUCUUUGAGUCCGACGAGGACAUUUGUUUGGUACUCGAAUGGGUUCCAAAUGGAGAUCUAUUUGAUAGAAUAGUUAAAGAAGGAGUUUUCACAGAGGAGGAAUCACGGCAAACGAUGAUGUCGAUAUUCUCCGCUGUGGAGUAUUUACACGACCGCUCAUUGGUCCACCGCGACUUGAAACCCGAGAACAUAUUGGUUGGCUCUGGUGGCGUAAAGCUAGCAGACUUUGGUCUUUCAAAAUAUUAUGAAGAGGCUGUUGGAAUGGAGUCGGCAUGCGGCACACCGGCAUACAGCGCACCAGAGAUCAACAACAACCAGGUCUACAGGAAGGGUGUGGACAUGUGGAGCUGUGGAUGUAUCCUGUACUUCAUCUUGUUUGGCAAGCCACCAUUCUAUGACAACGACGAACAAAAGAUAUAUGAUCUCGUGUCACAAGGACGAUGGACAUUCCCAAAGAACUCGAGUGAGGUCAGCGAUGACGUCAAGGACAUGAUCAGGGGACUGCUGGAACACGACCCCUCGAAGCGCUUCACAGUCAAGACUGCGAUGGCUCACCGUUGGAUCACGCAGACCGAUUCCUCGCCGAUGCCCUCUCCAUUCAUCCAAUCCACACCCACCUCCUCGACCCAGACUACACCAAGAGCAAUCACAUUGUCCAACAAUGGUUCCUCGGUCAAACUGCGCAUCUCCAAUUCAUCAGCGCCCAUCCCCAUCAAGAAACAAAGUCUAUUGCGUUCCUCGUUGAACUCAUCAAUCGAAGCAUUCCGUGGACCGCUUACACCUCCUUUUUCCUCACUUGAAGAAGGCUCAUAA
Molecule: messenger RNA, 1056 nt
Organism: Acytostelium subglobosum LB1
Lineage: Eukaryota; Evosea; Eumycetozoa; Acytosteliales; Acytosteliaceae
Exons: 4
Coding region: 1-1056 (351 amino acids)
Biological process (GO): protein phosphorylation
Molecular function (GO): protein kinase activity; ATP binding
Source: RefSeq, a predicted model, not a curated record